Molecule: messenger RNA, 11969 nt
Organism: Nasonia vitripennis (jewel wasp)
Lineage: Eukaryota; Metazoa; Arthropoda; Insecta; Hymenoptera; Pteromalidae
Gene: ds
Product: protein dachsous
Exons: 16
Coding region: 1054-11037 (3327 amino acids)
Biological process (GO): homophilic cell-cell adhesion
Cellular component (GO): plasma membrane
Molecular function (GO): calcium ion binding
Source: RefSeq, a predicted model, not a curated record
ACCUCGAAGCCGCGCGGAACUGACGCGCUGGGCCCGCUUGAAAACUUUGUCGAUCGUCGCGCGACCAAUACUCAGUUGUGACGAGGAAAACUCUCGCCUUCCCGUGUGUGCCGGGAGUAACCGAUCGAGUUCCUCAGCGCCGAUGCAUUGGCGACCGAUCGCCGUCGAGCACGGGAUCGAGGAGCGAUUUAUUUAUCGGUAGAACAGUGUCUGCUGCUCUUCACUACUUCGGGCCCCGCGCCGCGCUCGUGCUUUAAUACGUAUCGUGUGUACAUACACUUGAUUCUCUCCGUUUGUUUAUCGCGAUGUGUUUGUGGUUUCGCGAGUAGCUUAGUUUCGCGCUAAGUCCAUCAGUGAUUCAGUGACGAAGGCGGACUCGUUCCGACCAACGAGAUCGCCCUUUGACGAAAAAAGAGAGAAAGAAAGGAAGAUAGAAAAAAGAAGAAAAAAGAAAUCGUGCGGCAGUUGUCACUCGCGAGGACGAGCGCCAACCGACGAUUUUUCUAAAAGCAAGAGAAGAGGAAAACAGUCGCUCAGCUUCGAGCGAAAAGCAAGUUUGAUCUAAGAUUCGAAGGACUGGAAUCGAGACCGCCGGAGUUAGAUGGGAGCGCGGAGAAAAGCAGUAGCAGCAGCAGCAGCAGCAGCAGAAGAGAACGCAGCAGAUAGUAUAGCGUGCAGAGCAGAGUGAUCGUCCUCGCAUACGCGCGCUCGCUCCCGCAGUCCGCGCAUAUAGCCGUGUUGUCGUCGCAGCGGAAUGUCAUCUGUCUUCUCGCCGCGGGAAAAGUCGACGAGCUACGCGAGCUCCCGAGCCGAUACACUCUGAUUGGCGUCGAAUGAGCCGUGGCCGCUAGCGAACCCGAGCGAUGGUCAUCGAGGAAGAUUCAGCAUCCGAGCAGUGAGCGAGAGCAGCGCUAUACACGCAGAGCAGCAGCCGACGCGAGAGCGGUGCAGCCAGACGGCAGAGUGGAGAGGAGCGCGAGGACUCGGAGCGGCGAGGCGCGGAGGAAUGCCAGCCCCGAGAUAGCGGGCCGCGGGACGAGGCGGAGGUCCAGGAUGCGCCGAGGCUGCUGCCUGCUGCUGGCGCUGGCCGCGCUGCUGGCGGCGCCGGCGAGCGCGCGGGCCGAGCACGUGCGCUACCUCGAGGUCUCGGAGAACGCGCCGCCGGGCACGCGGGUGGGCUUCAUCGACGCCGACAGCCCGCCCUACCUGAUCGUGCCCGUGCCCGGCUCGGCCGUCGACUCGGACCUGAUCGUCGACCAGGCGACCGGCGAGAUCCGCACGCGCGUGCCGCUGGACCGCGAGAGCCGGCCCUCCUACAGCCUGGUCGCGCUGCCACAGAACGUGCGCGUGGUGGUGAAGGUGCUGGACGAGAACGACAACGCGCCGAGCUUCCCGCUCGAGCGGGUGGACGUGGAGUUCCCGGAGAACUCGCCGCGGGACUCGAAGCGCGCCCUGCCGCCCGCCAAGGACCCGGACCUCGACCAGUACAGCACGCAGCGCUACGAGAUCGUCUCGGGCAACGAGGGCGAGGCCUUCCGGCUGGCGGCGCACCGCGGCCGCGACGGCGUGCUCUACCUCGACCUGCAGAACAGCGCGGCCCUGGACCGCGAGGCGCGCGCCGGCUACCAGCUGCUGGUCGAGGCCCUCGACGGGGGCUCGCCGCCGCUGCGCUCGCGACUGCACGUCAACGUCACCGUGCAGGACGUCAACGACAACCCGCCGAUCUUCAAGCAGAGCCGCUACGUGGCCAGCGUGCCGGAGAACGCGACGGUCGGCACGGCCGUGCUCAAGGUCGACGCGAGCGACGCCGACGCCGGCGAGAACGGGCGCAUCGAGUACUCGAUCAACCGGCGCCAGUCGGACCGCGAGGAGAUGUUUCGCAUCGACCCCGAGACCGGCAUGGUCUACGUCAACAAGGCGCUGGACUUCGAGUCGAAGGAGCGGCACGAGCUGGUGAUCGUGGCGCGCGACCGUGGCGCCCAGCCGCUCGAGGCCUCAGCCUUCCUCUCGGUGCACGUGAGCGACGUCAACGACAACCAGCCGGCCAUCACCGUCAUCUUCCUCUCGGACGACGCGACGCCCAAGAUCAGCGAGAGCGCCCAGCCGGGCGAGUUCGUCGCACGCAUCUCCGUGAGCGAUCCCGACUCGCGCGCCGAGUACUCCAACGCGACGGUCACGCUGCGCGGGGGUGAGGGCCACUUCGGCCUGGCGACGCGCGACAAUAUAAUCUACCUGGUGGUGGUCGAGCGGCCGCUGGACCGCGAGGAGCGGCCCCACUACGAGCUCUCGGUCGAGGCGACGGACGCGGGCACGCCGCCGCUCAGGGCCGUGCGCUCCUUCCGGCUGCUCGUCACCGACGUCAACGACAAUGCGCCGCGCUUCCUGCGCGACAGCUACGAGGCCCACCUGCUCGAGGCCUCGGAGCCGGGCACCUCGGUCAUCCGGGUCAGCGCCGAGGACGCGGACGAGGGGCCGAACGCCCGGGUCAGGUACUCGCUCCUCAACUCCACCUGGUUCGCCAUCGACGAGGACACGGGCCUCAUCAGCACCGCAGCGCACGUCGACUGCGAGGCCGACCCGGCGCCGCUCCUCACCGUCCUGGCCACGGACUCGGGCAAGCCGCCCCUCAGCGCUAGUGCGACGGUUCGAGUGACAGUGCACGACGUCAACGACAACGAGCCCAUCUUCGAGAAGCCGCUCUACAACGUCAGCCUGCCAGAGGACCUGCCCCCGGGACGCUGCUUUAUCAAGGUUCAGGCAUCGGACCCAGACUGCGGCGUCAACGCGAUGGUCAACUACACCUUGGCACCGAGCAGCGGCGCGGCGGAGCAGUUCGUCGUGCGCAGCGACACCGGCGACAUUUGCGUCAGGGCGCCGCUCGACAGAGAGACCGCGGCUUAUCACGAGCUGCCAGUCAUCGCUACCGAUAGAGGUGGCCUCAGCACGACGUCGAUCGUGCGCGUCCUGAUGACGGACGUGAACGACAACCGGCCGAUCUUCGAGCCCCGCGAGUACAACGUCAGCCUGAGGGCGGAGAGCCCGGUGAGCGGGCCGAUCCUGCGCUGCGUCGCCAGCGACGCGGACGCGGGCUUCUUCGGCCAGGUGGCCUACAGGAUUUCGGGCGGCAACGAGGCCAACAUCUUCCGCAUCGACCGGUCCACCGGCGAGAUCCACGUGGCCCAGACCAAUCAGCUCGCGCAAUCCUCCACGUACCUACUGAACGUCACGGCAACCGACGGCGCUGGUCUCAAGAGCAUCCUCGACGCGAGCGUGAGGAUCACCACGACGACUCCCGGACAGCGCACCGCCGCAUGCGACCGGCCGAGAUACAGCAUCAGCAUCAAGGAGAACGUCGCCCAGAAUACCUUUAUCGGCAGCAUCAGGGAUCCCAGCGUCUCCUCCGCUACCGGCAAUACGCUGAACAGGUUUUACCUGGUGACGGAAGAGCCCGAGCUGUCUUUGGAGGCCGGCACAGGGGCUAUACGCACGAGACUUCCGCUGGAUCGAGAGACUCGCGAUCGCUACGUCCUCAGCGUCGAGGCUCGCAACGGAAUCUCCGUUGGCUACUGCCAGGUGGAGAUCGUCGUGGAGGACGUGAAUGACAACCCGCCACAGUUCCCGCUGAGCAGCGUGCGCAUCUCGGUGGCCGAGUCCCACCCGCUCCACACGGCCCUGUACGUGGCUAGCGCGAGCGACCCGGACAGCACGCCGGCGACGCCGCUGCGCUACAGCAUCCAGCAUAACAGCAACGAGCUGUUCGGUAUCGACGCGAGGUCCGGCGAGGUCUACCUGGCCCGCCGCCUCGACUACGAGACGCAGCAACGGCACCGGCUGAUGAUCAGCGCCCUCGACGGCGCCGGCCUCUCCGCCAACCUCAGCCUCAGCGUCGAGGUGCAGGACGUAAACGACAACCCGCCGGUGUUCGAGAGGAACGAGUACCACGUCGAGGUCUCCGAGGGCGCCCGGCUAAACUGGCAGAUAGUGCAGGUGACGGCGGUGGAUCUGGACACGGGCAACAACGCGCGGCUGAGCUACCGGCUGCAGGGCUCCGGGCCGUUCCGUGUGAGCCCGAACAGCGGUUGGGUCACGUUGGCCGGACAGCUGGACCGCGAGACGCUCGACCGCUACAGCCUCACGGUCCUGGCGACGGACAACGGCUCGCCCGCGGCCACGGCCAGCGCCUCGAUCCUCGUGACGGUGCUCGACGACAACGACAACGAGCCCCGUUUUGAGAAGGAUCUCUACGCGUUCGAGCUCCUUGAGAACCUGCCCUCGGGCAUGCUCGUCGGCACGGUCAGCGCCUCCGAUACCGAUCUCGGCAAGAAUGCUCUGCUGAGGUACGCGGUGGUCCAGGCCAACAGCAGCUUCGCCGUCGAUCCCGAUACCGGUGAGAUAACCACGCGCGAGCCAUUGGACCGGGAGAGCAAGGCCGUGCACGAGCUGGUGCUGGAGGCCCGCGACCAGGGCACGCCCUCGAGGGCGGCGCGGGUGCCGCUGAGGGUGAGCGUGCUCGACGUGAACGACAACUCGCCCGAGAUCGUCGACCCCCAGGGGGACGUCGUGAGCGUGCGCGAGGAGCAGCCGCCCGGCACCGAGGUCGCACGGGUCAGGGCCUUGGACAACGACCUCGGGGAGAACGCCUCCGUCACCUACACCAUCCUCAAGGAUCGCGACUCGGACGGCUACAACGUCUUCGCCAUCGACCCCAUCAGCGGCAUGAUCAAGACCAAGGUCGCGCUGGAUCACGAGGAUCGCAACGUCUACCGGCUCUCGGUUAAGGCCAGCGACGCCGGCAGGCCGGCUAGGCAUAGCGUGCGGGCGCUGCGCGUCGAGGUUCUCGCCUUGGCGGACAAUCGGCCGACCUUCACCAGCAGCAGCCUCAGCUUCAAAGUGCGAGAGGACGCGAGCAUAGGCGAGGCGGUGGGCUCGGUGUCGGGUGCCGGGCCCGCGGGCAGAGUCGCCUACACGCUCGACUCGCUGCGCCCGCUGAGCCGGGUGCCCGCCUUCGACGUGGACCGUGUCUCGGGCCAGCUGGUGGUGGCGCACUCGCUCGACCGCGAGAACAUCAGCGAGUACCAGCUGGAGAUCCGGGCGCUGGACACGACCUCGAUCGGCAACCCGCAGAGCAUCGCCGUCUCGGUGAGGAUCGAGAUCGAGGACGCCAACGACAACGCGCCGCGCUGGCCGCAGGACCCGAUCGUCCUCAAGGUCUCGGAGCGCGCGCUCAUCGGCUCGAGCAUCUACAACCUCAGCGCCACGGACCUCGAUGACGGGCCGAACGGCGAGCUGCGCUACGGCCUCGUGGCCGAGUACCCGCCGACCGGCAGCUUCGCCGUCGACUCGCUCACCGGCGCCCUCACCCUCGCCAAGCCGCUCGACCGCGAGGAGCGCUCCGAGUACACGCUCGUGCUCAAGGCCGAGGACCGGGCGCCCGCCGCCGAGCGGCUCGCCUCCACCGUCACGGUCAGGGUCCUCGUGCUCGACCAGAACGACAACGAUCCGGUCUUUGUUGCGCCGCAAGUCUCGAGGCUGCCCGUCGCCCCCGACGUGCCUCCCGGUGGCGCGCUGGUGCGAGUGGUGGCGGUGGACAAGGACGAGGGCGACAACGGCCGCGUCUCCUACGUGAUCAGCUCGGGCAACGAGGAGGGCCGCUUCUCCGUGGGCUACGACUCGGGCCUGGUGAGCCUGGUGCGGCCACCGCUGCUGCGGCCGAGCGAGCUCGAGAUCACGGCGAACGACCACGGAGUGCCGCCGCGCAAGGCCAGCCUCAAGCUGACGCUGACGACGGCCGCCGGCCAGACCAGCGGACCGCCCCGGCUGCUGCUUCCGAGCCCGGUCGCCAGGGUCAGCGAGAAUCUGCGCGUCGGCGCCGACGUCGCGAGCGUCGCUGGGGCCGCAGUGCUCGACCAAGGAAACGUGAGCUUCAGCAUAGCAAAGGGCGUAGCGUCGGACGUGUUCGGCGUAUCGAGCAGCGGCGCGGUGAGCCUGCUGGCGCCUCUGGACCGCGAGAAGACGAGCCGCUACUCGGUGCCGGUGCUCGCCCGCUCGAGCAAGCUCCUCGACCUGGCCACCCUCGAGAUCUUCGUGCUCGACGAGAACGACAACAGCCCGGAGUUCGUGCCCGGCUCGUGCUACACGCUCGCCGUGCCGGAGAACCAGGAGAACGCCGUUGUGCACACGCUCGCUGCGACCGACGCCGACGAGGGCAAGAACGGCGAGAUCUCAUACAGCAUCAUAAGCGGCAACAUCGGCUCCAAGUUCAAGCUGGACGCGGUGACGGGCGUGCUGUCGGCCGGCAGCCUGGACCGCGAGGCCGUGCCCAAGUACGUGCUGACGGUGUCGGCCAAGGACAAGGGCCGGCCGAGUCUCGAGGCCCGCUGCAACCUGACCGUGGUCGUGCUCGACGUGAACGACAACGCGCCCAGCUUCCUGCACAACCAGUACAGCGAGCCGAGGCUGCGGGCCGCGUUCGCCGGCGGCGACUUCGAGACCUACGUCGCGGCCAGCUUCAGCCAGGGCAAGUACUCGACCAGCGUCUCGGAGGACGUCGCGCCCGAGUCGAGCAUCAUGCAGGUACGCGCCACCGAUUCGGACCAGGGGGUCAACGGCAAGAUCACCUACUCCAUCGCCGAGGAGUCCAGCUGGCUCUUCCGAGUCGACAAUCUCACGGGAGUCAUCACGACGGCUGGAAGCCUGGAUCGCGAGCAGCAGAGCUUGUACAGGUUCCUGGUGGUGGCGACCGACAGCGGCAAGUACGAGGCUCGCCAGACCUCGGUGCCGGUCGAGAUCUACAUCGGCGACGUCAACGACAACCGGCCGAUUUUCGAGGAGUACCCGUUCAAGGCCCGAGUCCCCGUGAGCACUCAACCCGGCCAGAACAUCCUGCGGGUCAAGGCGAACGACGCCGACGACGCAGCGAACGGCGAGAUCGUCUACUCGUUUCCGCGCGAGCAGGACAAGCCCAAGUUCCGCAUCCACCCGAGCACCGGCAUCGUCACCGUCACUUCCAGUCUCGCCCAGGAGAACGGGCGCGUCUACAGGCUGGAGGUCCUCGCCACGGACAAGGGCAACCCGCCGCUGAGCGCCCGGGGCCUCAUCGAGUUUCGCAUCGGCGAUCUCUCGGACCUCGCGCCGGUUCUCAAGUUCCAGAACGACAGCUACGACAUCGUCGUCCAGGAGAACUCGGCCGCCGGAACCGAGGUCAUCCAGGUGACCGCCGUGAGGUCCGACGGCAGGAGGCAGCAGGUCACCUACUCGAUCGGCUCGGGCAACGACCUGCAGAUCUUCGGCAUCGACGAGGAGACCGGCGUGCUCAGGGUCAACGAUCCCUCGAGACUCGACGCCGAGCUCUGCAACGACACGAGGAAGGCGGAGUCGAGCCUCCUCGAGGACAGGGACCAAGACGGCCAGAACAGGUACUGGCUGAGCUCCGUGGAGAGCGAGCAAGCCAAAGAAAGAAUGAAGGAGGGCUCGAGGUUCGUUUUGACGCUCGUCGCCAAGACGGUCGGCCCUGAUCCGCUCGAGGCCUACGCAAAGCUCGUCGUUCGGAUAUCCGACGUCAACGACAAUGCGCCGAUCUUCACGCAGUCUCAGUACUCGGCAACUGUGCUCGAAGGCAACGCCAAGGGUGAUUUCGUCGUCAAGCUUUCCGCCAGCGAUAUGGAUCAAGGCUUGAACAGCAGACUCUUGUACCACAUAGUCGACGGCAAUCCUGACAACGCGUUCACGAUAAAUCCACCGUACAGCGGGAUAGUACGCACCAACAUCGUUCUCGAUCGGGAAAUCCGAGAAAAGUAUCGCUUGACUAUCAUCGCCACCGACCAGGGCAAUCCACAGCUGACUGGAACAGCCGCGCUGAGCGUCAGAGUGAUCGACAUCAACGACAACCAGCCUACUUUCCCGGAGCCGAAAAUCAUUUCCGUUCACGAAGGAACUGCGCCAGGCAGCGUGCUCACGGCGAUCACAGCCAACGACGUGGACAGCUCGCCAGCGCUGACGUACCGAUUCAGCAACGUCAGCCAUCCGGGUCCGUUCAGCAUCGACCGAUUCGGCGGUCGCGUCGUUCUCACCGGCAAGCUCGACGCCGAGCUCCGCUCCGAGUACACGCUGCACGUGCUGGCGAGCGACGGCCUGCACGAGGCGACGACUGAGCUGACGGUCAGGGUCACCGAUCUCAACGACAACCCGCCUCGCUUCGAGCAGGUCGCCUACAUCACCACGCUCUCAGAAGAACGAGGCAACGUACAGGAAGUGCUGAGCGUCAACGCCACCGACGAUGAUUCGACGGACGAGAACAACGGGAUCCGCUAUCGACUCGUUCGCCCGAUGAAGGGCUUUACCGUUCACUCCGUCAGCGGAGUGCUCCUGGUCAACCGAACGGCCCUGCCGAAACCGCUGCCCAAGGAGAUCGAGCUGUCCAUCAUAGCGGAGGACUCCGGCAAGCCGCCCCUUAGCGCCAUAUGCUCGGUGGUCGUGCGUUUGAACGGGCUCAAGAACAACGUGCCGGGCCGGGAGUACAAGGUCUCGAUCAAGGAGAACGCGACCAGGGGAACCAGUCUGAUGAAGCUGGCGGACGUCGACUUGCUCGACGGCACGAUCGUCGCCGGAGACGAGGGCGGAUUCUUCGAGGUCUCGAGGGGAAGACUCAUCCUGGCCAGGCCACUGGACCGGGAAACGCGGGAAAGGUACGUCAUACGGUUGGGCGCCAAGGACGAGAACUCGACGACGGGCUCGCUGGUCGGCGACGACCCGGUCACGGUCAUCAUCAACGUGGACGACGUCAACGACAACUAUCCCCGCUUCCUGGAGGAGCUGCACCAGGUCUCCAUCAAAGAGGACGCGCCCCUCGGCCACACGGUCGCCGUGCUGCGGGCCAAGGACGAGGACCUCGCCGGCAGCCCGGCGGCGAGCAUCGUCUACGACAUCACGUCCGGCAAUGACGCGGCCCUCUUCCGCGUGGACGAGUCGUCGGGCGCGGUGCUGGUCAACGCGAGCCUCGACUGCGAUCUCGGCCCGGAGGUCUACCAGCUGGUGGUGAUGGCCUGCGACAGCGAGCCGCCCGCCGGCCGGCUCUGCGCGCUGGCGCGGCUCCGCGUGCGCCUCGAGGACGUGAACGACAACUCGCCCAAGUUCCCCGUGUCGGAGUACCUCGAGUUCGUCGGCGAGAACGAGCCGGCGGGCACGACCGUGUUCGCGGCCCGCGCCUCCGACCUCGACCGCGGCGUCUACGGCGCGCUCAACUACUCGAUCGUCUCGGCGGCGAUGGCGGCGGCGGCGGCUAACGGCUUCUCCGACAUCGACGACAGCUGGAAGCUCUUCUCCAUCGACCCCAGGUCCGGGGCCGUGACGACGCGCGCCGUUUUCGACUACGAGCAGCGCAACCGGUACGCCUUCAGCGUGCGCGCCACCGACACCGGCGGCCGCAGCACCGCCGUCCGGGUCCGCGUGGAGAUCGACUCCCGCGACGAGUUCUACCCGCAGUUCACCGAGCGCAUGUACCGCUUCGGCGUCAGGCCCGGCACGGCCCUGCAGUCGGGCAGCGUCCUCGGCUACGUCACCGCCACCGACCGGGACAAGGGCCCCGACGGCCGCGUCGUCUACCAGCUGACCUCGCAGCACCCGUUCUUCAAGCUCAACCGGACGAGCGGCGCGCUCAUAGUCAAGCAGAAGCUCCUGCACGCCGUGGCGGGUCUCGAGGAGUCCACGAGGCUCGUCGUGAGCGCCAGCUCCGGCCGGCAGGGCUCCCUCUCGAACAUGACGGUGGUGGAGGUCUCGCUGCUCGACGGCGACGACCUGUCCGUGGCCCGCGGCAGUGACUCGGGCUUCGCCACGCCGACCAACAGCGUCGGCGCGAACAUGGCCGUGGCUGCGAGCAACGGCCUGGCCGACUGGGCCCUCGGGCUGCUGAUCGCCCUGCUGCUGCUCGUCCUGGGCUUCGGCUCGAUCUUCCUCUACCUGCACAUCAAGAGCCGCCGGCACAAGAAGCCCGGCGGCAGCAAGCCCGGGCUCAACGGCGAGAGCAACGCCACGGCCUCGAACAGCUACGUGGACCCGAGCGCGUUCGACACCAUCCCCAUACGCAGCGUCGGCGGGGUCGGCGGCGUCGGCGGCGUUGGGGCCCACGGGAACGGCGGCGCCGGCGUCGAAGCCUCCUGCCAGUUCGCGCCGCCCAAGUACGACGAGAUCCCGCCGUACGGGACCUCCGGCCAGUCAGGCACCCAGGCCACCUCCGAGCUGUCCGGCGGUAGCGACCGGUCGGGCUCCUCGGGCCGCGGCUCCGCCGAGGACGACGGCGAGGACGAGGAGAUCCGCAUGAUCAACGAGGGCCAGCAGACCGGCGACUCGGCGAGCGACCUCUCGGUGCACAACACCCAGGAGUACCUGGCGCGGCUGGGCAUCGUCGACCCGCCCGCCGGGACGCCGCGCAGGCCGCCGGAGGCGCUGCCGCUCGACAGCCUGCACCUCUUCGAGGACGAGACGGCCACGGAGGCCGACAUCGCGACCCUCAUCUACGGCAAGAUCGGCGAGCCCAGCAGGCCCACCUCGGGCCUCGAGGUGCCCGGGGGGCCCUCGAUGAACGGCUCCCUCAGCUCGAUAGUGCACAGCGAGGAGGAGCUCACGGGCUCCUACAACUGGGACUACCUGCUCGACUGGGGCCCGCAGUACCAGCCGCUCGCUCACGUCUUCAGCGAGAUCGCGAGGCUCAAGGACGACGCGGCCAGUGUGCAGAGCGGCCACUCGGCCGGCAGCGGCAAGGCCAAGCCCCUGCACAAGGCGCCGCCCCCGCCGCUGCUCACCUCCGUGGCGCCGAGGUCGCUCACCGCCCCGGCCAUGGCCAGGGGUAUGCUGCCCAGGUCGCCCAUCAGCCAUGAUGCCUCGACCUUCCCCUCGGCCGCGCUCAGCCCGAGCUUCUCGCCCUCGCUCUCGCCGCUGGCCACCAGGAGUCCCAGCAUCAGCCCCUUGGUUCCUACCGCGACGCCGCGAGGCCACUGCCCGCCCAGGGCCAUACCCAUCAGCGACGCGGAGCUUCGCAUUUGAAUCGUCGAUGGCACAUCGAUCUGUUCGUGUGAUAAAGACAAUUGUGUAACGGAGAGGACAAGACUCGGCGUACUUCGAAUAUCCGUAGAUUUUAUCGAUCUUUGCUGCACUGCAUUUUUCCGAACUGGUGUAUUUAUUUGUAAUUCGAAUACUGCGAAUACUUGUAUGUUAAAGAAUAUAACUGCCAUCUGUCGAUAUCCCCGCGAAUUCGACUUCAAUAUCAUGAGGGCUUCAUGUAUAGGUAUAUAGGUAGGAAGACUGUCUGAAUAUGCGAUCGAUGAUCCGCGCCUAGCCGCAAUGUUCUGUAUGAUAUAGCUUUAGAGAAACUCAGCGAUGAGUCGGCUAGCUCCUUAGUCCAAUGUAUUGUUAGUAGUCCUGCCACUUGUCGACGAGUGCCGAGAAAUGCUCACAGACUGUGUGGCUCUUUUGUACAUAUACCAGCGUGCGUAAUCGCUACGUUUAGAACCGCUUAGCUGUAAGUAGCAACUGUAAAUAUGCGACUAUAAUUAUGUUAAUUUUUGUAAUAUGAUAACAAAAAGGGAAGCCGCGUGAUUCGUCUGUAAAUACGUCGAUCGUUCGGACAACCGGCUGUUGUUCUUUCGAUUCUUCGAACGCGUCGCCACGACUCUUUUCUUCGCUUAAGCACGACAAUGUCACGAGAGAACUGAUACUGAAUUCGUGACCUACUAUUAUAAAUUCAUCAUUAUAUUGACACGUCAUUACGAAUAGUUUUACUUAUUUGCUAUGUGUAAAUCAGAAUGAGUUCAUCGAUAAUAUUUCGUUAUGUACUAUAUAGGCGACGACGGAUGUAUAGUUUUAUAAAAGCGUAACGUAUGCAUUUGUAAAAACAUUGUUCAUACUACUGUACAAAAUCCAAAACAAGUUUCACAGACCCCGUGGAGCUUUCAAUAAAUGAAUUUUUUAGAAUCAUA